UCACGCCCCUUUAGCUCGGAGCUGGCUGCGGGAGGAGCGCCGUGUGCAAACCGCGUGCGUGUGGCGCACUGACUGACUUGACUUGACCGACUGCGAGCGAGCGAGCGAGGAGGGUGAGCGGCAGUGAGACGAGCGCGGGCGGGAGGAGCGGAGCAGAUAGCCCGGGUGGGGGUCUCGGAAAAAAAAAAAAAAUCAGACGUUAAAUUAAAGCAGCGAAGGAAGUGCUCGACUGACCAGAAUUCAUCAUGAGCAGCAAUGAAUGCUUCAAAUGUGGCCGUACUGGACAUUGGGCUCGCGAGUGUCCAACUGGAGGUGGCCGAGUCCGUGGGAUUCGAGGGCGUUGUAAAAUAGGCUUCACGGCUGCGAGAGAUAUUUGCUAUCGGUGUGGUGAAUCAGGCCACCUUGCCAAGGACUGUGAUCUCCAGGAGGAUGGUAGGUGUUUGUACAGUUUGGGUGAAUGGGAGGGAGUAGCUCCAUGUUGGGACAGAUGUCAUUCUAUAUGUUUCCUGUGUGUUUCAGCCUGCUACAACUGUGGUAAGGGAGGUCACAUUGCCAAAGACUGUAAGGAGCCAAAGAAGGAAAGGGAGCAAUGCUGCUACAACUGUGGCAAACCUGGACACCUGGCCCGUGAUUGUGACCAUGCAGAUGAACAGAAGUGUUAUUCUUGUGGAGAGUUUGGGCACAUUCAGAAAGACUGCACUAAAGUCAAGUGCUAUAGGUGUGGUGAAACCGGGCAUGUGGCCAUCAACUGCAGCAAGACCAGUGAAGUGAACUGCUACCGCUGCGGUGAGGCUGGCCAUCUUGCACGGGAAUGCCCGAUCGAGGCUACAGCUUAAACCUUAAUUUGUUGCCCCUCCUUUUCUGAUUGAUGGUUGUAUUAUUUCCUCUGAAUCCUCUUCACUGGCCAAAGGUUGGCAGAUAGAGGCUAGUCCCAGGCCAGUGAGCUUUACUCAAAAUGUCAAAGGAUGAAAGGGGUAGAAAUCGACUUUCUGCAUUUAACUACAAAUGUUUAUGUUUAGUUUGGUAGAGGUGUUAUGUAUAAUGCUUUGUAAAAGAACCCCCUUUCCAUUGCCACUGGUGAAUAGGGAUUAAUGAGUGGGAAGAGAUGAGUCAGAUCAGGAACCCUUUCCUGGGUUCUGGAAGUGAUUCUGUGUGAGAGGAAACCAAACCUGGAAGUGUCUGUGAAAACUUCCGCAUGUGAUUUCUUAAAACGUUGGCCUUUGAAUUGUUUGACCUUGGAAGCAGUUCAUUAAUAAAAACCGACACCUGUAUCGGGCCUUUGUAAACA
Messenger RNA from Callorhinchus milii (elephant shark), 1288 nucleotides. RefSeq names its product CCHC-type zinc finger, nucleic acid binding protein b (gene cnbpb). The record is from RefSeq and is a predicted model, not a curated record. The transcript has 4 exons. NCBI's taxonomy places the organism in Eukaryota, Metazoa, Chordata, Chondrichthyes, Chimaeriformes, Callorhinchidae. Gene Ontology annotation, molecular function: translation regulator activity; zinc ion binding; single-stranded RNA binding. Gene Ontology annotation, biological process: positive regulation of cytoplasmic translation. Bases 246 to 836 code for a protein of 196 amino acids. Gene Ontology annotation, cellular component: cytoplasm.